Messenger RNA from Protobothrops mucrosquamatus (brown spotted pit viper), 455 nucleotides. Its product is annotated as protein phosphatase 1 regulatory subunit 1A. Gene Ontology annotation, cellular component: cytoplasm. Gene Ontology annotation, molecular function: protein phosphatase inhibitor activity. The record is from RefSeq and is a predicted model, not a curated record. Gene Ontology annotation, biological process: intracellular signal transduction. The transcript is spliced from 5 exons. NCBI's taxonomy places the organism in Eukaryota, Metazoa, Chordata, Lepidosauria, Squamata, Viperidae. The coding region runs from base 50 to 439 and encodes 129 amino acids.
AAUUGAUGAAGACCGGAUCCCCAACCCGCUUCUAAAGCCAGGAUUGUCAAUGUCCCCAAGGCAGAGGAAGAAAGUCUCUCGCACUACUCCCACCAUGAAAGAGCUCCAGCUGAUGGUUGAACACCAUCUUUGCAAGCAGCAGGGAGGUGAAGAAGAAGAAGAUGGCGCUGAGGCACAGGAGUCACACAGUCCAAGUUGCUGCCCUCAUGCCAGCACAGAACCUGCCCACAGUCCCGAGAGUUGCCCUUUGGCCCAAGCCCACGUCCAGCUGGAGUCCCAGGAAGAACCACACCCUGGCCUUGAAGAACAGGGAAGAGUCACAGAAGCUUGCGGUGCAGAGAGCUCUGACAAAACAAGGUCUUACUUGUGCUCAGAAAAGCAAGGGAUUCAUAUAUCACUGGAGAACUCCGUGGAAAAGGACAAGCUGCCCAAGGAGUGAUUCUCUGCUGGAGGCA